Aegilops tauschii subsp. strangulata is the source of this 971-nucleotide messenger RNA. RefSeq names its product calcium-binding protein PBP1. NCBI's taxonomy places the organism in Eukaryota, Viridiplantae, Streptophyta, Magnoliopsida, Poales, Poaceae. The record is from RefSeq and is a predicted model, not a curated record. Gene Ontology annotation, molecular function: calcium ion binding.
AGCGCGUAGGACUCGAACACAUAUCAACUGAACGGAAAUUUCCUGCGAGUCGAGUCAUUUAAGAUGACCACGUCAAAAUGCCGUCCAGCAGCUACACAAAUCGGAAAUAAAUACGCCACCUUCCUCGAGAUCACCUCAGUUUAUACUAGUUAUAUGAUCAGCCAGACACAUUGACCUGACUCUGCCUAUUUUCUUAAUGACUCAUAAAGAAAAAGAGGCACACAUCAUCACAUCACAUGAGACCCCUGCAAGCAAUCCGGCACCGGAGAAGCAAGCCUCCUUCCUUCCGUCGUACGACGUGCUGGCUACUUCGCAGAAACCAACCGAAAACCGCCGGGCGCAGCAACGUCCUAGACAUAGCUAAGCCAGCCACGACGCCUGCAAUUACCUGUACUUUGGUUGGCAUCCAUGGAGAGGCUGCUUCCUUCCCAGAACCUAUGGACUCCUUCCUCCCCCGUCACCACCCCCUUAUUUAAGCACCCACCCACCAUUCUCCUCUCAUUCUCCAUUCACCACUGUUGCAAGCUGGGCCGGGUGUUCUUGAUCCUUUGUUCUUCGCCGUCGACGAGGAUCGGGCACAGCAUGGGCGUCGACAGGGGGAGCACCUCGGUGCAGUUUGACGACUUCCUGCCGUCGAUGGCGAAGAAGCUCGGCGCAGAGGGGCUGAUCCAGGAGCUCUGCAAGGGGUUCCAGCUGCUCAUGGACCCCAGGGCCGGCAGGAUCACCUUCCAGAGCCUCAAGAGGAACGCUGCUAGGCUGGGGCUCGGCGAGCUCCGGGACGACGAGCUCCAGGAGAUGAUGAGGGAGGGGGACAUGGACGGGGACAGCGCCCUGGAUCAGACCGAGUUCUGCAUUCUCAUGGUCAGGCUGAGCCCUGAGCUCAUGGAGCAAGAGUCGCAUAGGAUGUUUGAAUGUUGAUGUAACUUGACUUUUGUUACUUGCAUACAAUAGAACAUACUGAUUGCCAGUGA